Messenger RNA from Dromiciops gliroides (monito del monte), 2406 nucleotides. RefSeq names its product small integral membrane protein 35 (gene SMIM35). Lineage: Eukaryota; Metazoa; Chordata; Mammalia; Microbiotheria; Microbiotheriidae. Bases 165 to 428 code for a protein of 87 amino acids. The transcript has 5 exons. The record is from RefSeq and is a predicted model, not a curated record.
GCUAAGGAGAGUGGGUGGCAUUGCUCUGAGGCUGCCUUUUCUAUACUACCCCGUGGCUUCUGCUAUAUCUUUUUUGGGGAGCAGUUGCUUUCUUGGGGGGGCAGUCAAUUCAAUGUCCUUCUGUUUCUCUGGAUCCAAGAAAUUCUCUUCCAUCAGUCCUAGACAUGACAGGUGAGGAGUCCAUUAGUACUUUAGGUCUGAUCCUAGGAGUGGGUCUGUCGUUACUAGUGGUGUCCAUCCUUGGCUACAGUCUGGCCAAGUGGUACCAACACGGAUACUGCUGGGAGGGGCCCAACUUUGUGUUUAACUUGUACCAGAUCCGCAACUUUAAAUCUGGGGAGCUGGAGCUGGGUCCUCCCUUCACCAUCAGCGGCCACCUCAGCAACUCAGAAGGUGGCUAUAAGCAGUUCUAUGACAGGCCACUCUGAGGCAGGGGGAAUCCCCCGCUUCAGGGACCCAUGAGAGGAAGAAGUUCAUGCCUCAGCUACUAUCAUUGCCUGGGGUUCUCCUUUUUCCUCAGACCUCCACCUCCCUUUGGCCACAGGGGAAUGGCCCUGGUGCCCCUCACUGGAGAAUAUGAGGAUCCUCUCUGGAUCAGCACAAAGGAGAAGCUGGGUCUUCUGACAACACGGUGUUGCUAGAGCUAAAGAGAAGACAACUAAUCCUGGAGAGAAGAAUGGGUACCCCAUGGAGAAACUGAGGGCCUGCAGGGCUGCCUUUUGGUGACUUCAGCCUAACAUGGGGCAUUACCCAUUAGUUCCAUGUCUUUUGUUUUUUCCUUGGAAUCUCCUUCUUUACUUCCUUCCUCUCACAAGAAGGGAGGGAAGGAGACACGCAGCCAGACAAGAAUAAAGAGAUAGGAACUCUACCAAGGGCAUCAUUCACUUACUUCUUCCACUCCAGCCUGAGAAAUCAACAAUGCCUUUAAUAAGAGGAAAUCUAACUCUGGUCCUUGUUCUUCCCGGCAGGAGACAAUGUGGUCCUGGAUUUGGAAUCAGGGAACCUUAGCUUGAAUCCUGCCAUUUAUGAUUUGCGUGACCUUGGGCAAGUAAUUUAAUGCCUCUGGGCCUCAGUUUCCUUAUCUGUAAAAUGAAAGGAUUGGACGAGAUGACCUUUAAGGUGUCUUGCACCUGAAUACCUAUGAACCCUUUAGGAUCUUUCAUCUAUUCUGUCUAUCCUCUUAGGGCCACAUUCAGAGGCAGCUAGUUGGUGUAAUGGAUAGAGUGCCAACUGGCCCUGAACUCAGGAAGAGCUGAGUUCAAAUCUGAUCUCAAACACUUACUAGUUGUGUGACCUUGAGGCAAGUUAAUUAAUUUCACUGCAAAAUGGGGAUAAUAGCACUGGGGUUGUGAGGAUCUUAGCCCAGUGUCUGACAAAUAGUAGGUGCUUAAUAAAUGUUUACUCCAUUCCAUUCCACUUAGUAGCUGGGAGGAGCCUGUUCUUUGUACUGAUAAUUGGUUACCUCAGGGAAAUUAUGCUAGCUAUUAGGAGGUGGGUUUAUGAGUUUUUGUGAUGAAAAAAAAAUUCAUCUUGUGGUAACCAGCCUCUCCAAACUUAGCUAAGCUACUCCUCCACCACCAAGUACAGCACCAGGCCUUUCUAUCUGAUAGGACAGUUGUCACCUGAUAGUCCUCUGGGACCCAGGAUCACGGCUAUGCUACAAUGAUGUAGCAGAUGUCAGUGGAGUUGUUGAUGCCCCCCUCCUAAUUAUCUGUAGUGACAUAAAUAGCACAUAACAAAAGCUAGCUUCAAACAACAUUUUCUUUGAUUUUGAGGGGUUACAGGUCGACUUUUCUAAGGAUAUUUUAUAUUCCCAAAGCACUCACUGAUGGUGACACCAUAGAUAGAACACUGAGCUUGGAGUUAGGAAGACCCCUGGGUCUGAACCCUGCCCCAAACAUUUACUAGCUGUGUGACUCUGGACAAGUAAUUUAGCCUCUCUGGGCCUUAGUGUUCUCAUCUGUAAAACUGGGGUGUUGAACUAAAUGGCCUAAGAUCCUAUGAUAAUGAGACUGGGUGGUGGGAGGGGAAUAGAUAUUCCACAAAAUUCACACUGGGAAAAUCCAUAAUUGAACGUAGGUAACUACUUGUACAAAAAUAUUUAUAGCAACUCUUUUUGUGGUGGCAGAGAUGAGAAAUUAAGGGGAUGCACAUUAAUUGGGGAAUGGCUGAACAAGCUGUGGUUUAUGAUUGUGAUGAAAUACUAUGCUAUGAGAAAUGACAAGCAGGAUAGUCUCAGAAAAACCUGGAAAAACUUCCACGGACUGAUACAAAGUGAGAACAUUAUACACAGCAACAGCACUAUUAUAUGAAGAGCGAUGGUGAAUGACAGCUAUUCUCAGCAAUACAUCGAUCUAAUACAAUUCUAAAGGACUUAAGAUGGAAAAUGUUAUCUACCUCCAGAGA